ACUUUUCACGUUUCAGAAAUGCAUCUGCUACUCCUUCUAUCAAGCUCUCUCGUCAUCCAAGCGGCAGUGGUUAAAGAAAAAUGCAAUGGUGUUACCAUCAACCAAGUAUACCACGACAAGGAAGUUCUAAAAUCGGACAUUGAUAGACCGUACUUGAUGACUGUAGAUUACAGCACUAACACUCUGUAUUUCAGCUAUAGCGUUAACAAAGAAGACGAUGUAUUCAAAACAGCAUUUAUCAACCUAAACACCAGAGAGUUCGGCGACGUAGCCGGAGUAUCCAACGGUUUUGCACAAACAGUAGACCAGAAGAACCACGAAGUGUACAUAGGUGGCAGCGAGGGUAUAUACAAGUAUAAUCACAUGUCCAAGAAAGCAGAAUAUGUUGGUGAGGGAGACGCUAAUAUAUGGACUCUUUACUUCAAGGACAUUUUGUACUAUUCAGACUUUCCAAGACAAUUCCUUUAUACUUUCAUCGACGGUACUUCCACGAGGUUCAAAGAUCUAGAAGACACUAAAGUCGAUCACUUCGUCAUUGACAAUGAAGAUGUACUAUUCUACACAAAUGCUACUGGUUUGUUUGGACAGAAGAAAGGCACGAAAGAUGCUGUGUUAUAUAAAGAGACUCAAGGUGAUAGCGUGCGGGGUUUGACAACAGAUAUAAAUGGAAAUGCGUAUGUAUGUAUGAUGGAUGGUAUUUACAAAGUUAAUAAGGAAGAAGUGAGUCUAGAUAAAGUAUUGGCGGUAGAUGAUGCGUUCGGCCUUGCGUUUGAUAAUGAAAAUCAUAUGGUUUAUUCUAAUGCAACGAGUCUGGUUAGACUGAAACCUAGUAAUGAUUGUUCGGAUUAAUGUU
This is a messenger RNA of Zerene cesonia (dogface butterfly), 853 nucleotides long. RefSeq names its product ommochrome-binding protein-like. The transcript has a single exon. Bases 19 to 849 code for a protein of 276 amino acids. The record is from RefSeq and is a predicted model, not a curated record. NCBI's taxonomy places the organism in Eukaryota, Metazoa, Arthropoda, Insecta, Lepidoptera, Pieridae.